GAUGAUACAGUUCAUUUUUGUUCUCUCCACCCUGAUCUCAAUCACAGAGCCCAGUAACGUGUUCGGAUUGGUUAACAGUUCUGUUAAACUGGACAUACAGCAUCCUGUAACAAAGAAGGAUGACUUAUUCUGGGUGUUUAACGAAACCAAAAAUGUUUUAAAAUAUAAUAAAAAAUAUAAUGAUAUUACACCCUCUACAUUUUAUGAAGGCAGAGUGGAGUUCAAUAAGGAAACCUACAGUCUGACACUGAAGAACUUACAGAAGACUGAUAGUGGACUGUAUAAAGCAAAAGCGUCUGGUGAUGUGGACAGAGUUGUUGCUGAGUACAGACUCUCUGUGUUGGAUCCAGUGGAGGCUCCAGACCUGACUCACCAGCUAAGCAGAGACACCUGUAACAUCACUCUCACCUGUAGAGGUCAUGACCUCUCUAUCAACUCCAGCUGUUACAAGGAAACCUGCGAGAAGAAGGAAGUGACAUCACCUGAAAACAUCACCCUUUCCCUGUCUGUCAGUGGCAGCACCAUCAUCUGUAACCAUAGCAACCCAGCCAGCUGGAAGACAGAUGUUUUGGAGAUGAGAGAACUUAAACGACACUGUGCUGAUGAAGGUUCAGUUUCUCCCUCUGCUGGUGAACCUGUGUGUUUGCUGAAGACUGCACUGUAUUCCAUCAGUCUAAUUCUCAUGCUCUGCAAUUUAUUAUAGCUACUAUAUAUAUAUGCCUCGUAUCUCGGAACCAGAACCAAACAUAUGUCAAAGUCAUUUUAGGUCAUUUCUUUUGGUCUAUUCAUCAUGAAAUUUACGUGCAAUUCAAAGAGCAACAGGCAUUUUCAAAUUAUGUCAAAAACUGAAAAAGGUCAAAAGUGGAGGUUUUGUCAAAAGAGGUUUUCUACAUUAAAACCUAAAUACCGCACAAAGUACCAAGCAACAGCCAGAAAAAAACAGCUGUUUGAUCAAAUUGGCACACAGUAAAUCUGUCACUUUUGUAGUUUGUAUUAAGCACAGUUAGCAUGACUUAAACACAAUACCCAUCCACUUACAACAGACACAGACAACGCUUUCUCCCUGCACCAGGUCUGCACCUUCAGCUUUGUCAGUCUCCUUUAGCUUCUUUCUCUCCUUCUCCUAACCUGUAUUUAAUAAUACUGUGGCACUGGUGCACAACAAAACACAGGAAACAUUGCCCUUACAGUUCUUUUAUUGAACAGACAGCAAAAGGAAAACUCCACUUCAUGGUAGACAUUUUAAUCCACUCAAUUAAACCUACAACCCGACACAGCAUCACAGAAAUAAUACAUUAACACAUCUACAACUUACAAUCAACAAACAUAGCCCUUUCUGUUGAGCCCCUAAGGCAGUGCAGCCUGUGGUAAAUGCCACAAUACAUUUUUUUUUAAAUUAAAUUUACAUGAACUCAAUCAAUGCGAUAACGUUAUUUCUGUCUCUGUCAUUCAUUCACACAUUCACAGUCUCACUAUGAAGUGAAGUAAACUAGUUGGCUUGUCAGCUAGCUAGCUAAUGUGAGUGUUAUCCAAACCACUUUUCUUUCCUUCAUUUAAAUCUAAAGUUACCUAGCUAGCUAAUUGAGUAAAAACCUGACAGCUAUACUCACCAUAAUUUGCUUCAAAUCCAUAUUGUAGGUGGAUAUUCACUUUGUAACUACUGUUUCACUCUGUAUAUUCUGGACUUUGAAUAAAGCCUAAUGUUUGUUUAGGGAAGCCUUUCCCCAGAAUCCUGACUUUAGCUUAAGUAAUUGCCAGUUUACAUUAAUUUGCAGAGCAAAUUCCCCAGGCCUGAUAGAAUUGGCUUACAACUUAUGACAUCUGAUAUGAUUGGCUGAUCCAGGGUUCCACUUUUCAUGUUAUGUAUACAGAAAUCUGGUAGCACAGCAGAGGCAGUGCUGCCAUACAGCAUAUAUUGUGAUUUAAAUUUAAAUUAGUAAUACACAAUUAUUUGGAGAAGGGGGCCCCCCUAAAACUGGCUUAGCAACACCUGUGUUGUUUAGUAGGUUCUUUAGUUUUUCCCAAAAUGAAACAAACACACAUUAGGGUCUCUGUUUCCAUGAACAACAUUUCCUACAACAAACGCUGCAUCUACAAGGCAACCAGCUUUGUGGAUGACUCCUCCCACCUCUCUUCUAAACUUUUCAUCCUCCUGCAGGUAGCAGGUACUUCUCUCACAGAAGGUACCAGAGCAUCUGUUACAUCAUCUCCAGACUCUGCAACAGCUUUUUCCCCAAGGCGGUCAGAUAACUUAAACGCAUUAUACCUUUGCAUCUUUUGUGUAAUAUUAUCAGGCCCAAUAUUUUAUUAUUUUUUUAUUUCUCUAUUUAUUGGUGCUGAAUCUAUGAUUUUCUCUUCUUGUCAUAUCUUCCCUAUCAGAAAAACUGAAACAAUAUCCAUAAAAACCAGUUGAAAAACAGACCUGAGAUGUGUUCAGUACAAUGCUGUUUUUCAAGCUUCAGAUAAAAA
Molecule: messenger RNA, 2469 nt
Organism: Colossoma macropomum (tambaqui)
Lineage: Eukaryota; Metazoa; Chordata; Actinopteri; Characiformes; Serrasalmidae
Product: SLAM family member 9-like
Exons: 4
Coding region: 2-703 (233 amino acids)
Source: RefSeq, a predicted model, not a curated record